ACAAAACGGACAAAAUAGUUUUAUUCGCCCAGACAUUGUCAAGACGUUUGUAUGGGAAUUUAAAAUUUCCUAAAACAAAAUAUUUUAUAAAUUUCGAAAAAGACCAACAAAAUUUUUUUGCGAAAAAAAAUUAAUUAAAAGCAACUUGUCAAUGAAAUUGAAAUUUUGAAUCAAGAAUUAUACGUGGUGUAUGCAGACAAGUGAAAAAACAAGAAUUAAGAAAUUUUUGUAUAAUUUAUAAAAAACUAUCAAUAAUAAAAAAAAAAAAAUAAUUAAAACCGUUAUUAUUAAUAUAAGCUAAUGUCUAAACCAGGAUCUAUCAAAAAAAAUUACAGCGAACAUAGUGGUGAACCUGGCUGUGCCACUGCGGGAGAAGUUAACAAAUUCUUUAGACAUUUCUGGGAUCCCACAUCAUAUUGGGAAUGCGAGGAACAAGGCAAACCAGCCACACUUAAACGUUGCGGUGCCUCCGAAUUGUAUUCGGACAAACAUGGAAAAUGUGUUCACUAUAGAGAAUGGGAAUGGACCGAACCUAUAGAACCACCAAGUCGUCCAAAGACACAAUAAUAUAAUAUUUUAGUUAAAUGGUUGUUUAUUUAAUAUACUUAGCAAAAAUAAAUAAAUAAAACUACAUUAUAAGUU
Molecule: messenger RNA, 642 nt
Organism: Lucilia sericata (common green bottle fly)
Lineage: Eukaryota; Metazoa; Arthropoda; Insecta; Diptera; Calliphoridae
Exons: 2
Coding region: 301-567 (88 amino acids)
Molecular function (GO): chitin binding
Source: RefSeq, a predicted model, not a curated record